CGUCCCCUCUUUUUCCCAUCUUUCCUUUAUAGUUCCUCCUCUUCUUCCUCCUCACCGAAGCGAUCUGCUACCCGCCCUCUCCCGCCUGCCCGCUCACCAAGAUGUCGGCUUUCUCCGCUGCCAAGAUCCUCUCCCCUCCUCCCUUCGUCGCCCGGUUCGCCUCCGAGAAGUCGUUGUGCCCCUUCCUCUCGUCUCCCUCCGUCCCCGCCCUCACCCGCUCCGCGCUCAGGUCAAUUCGCCUCCUUCGCACUCCCCUGGCCGUAUCCUCUGACGUCGUCAUAGGCCAGAAACCGCUGGCCUCCAGCUCCUCCGCCACCCAGAAUGAGGACGUCGACCGCGAGGUAGCGUUGGUGCUUUACGAGGACAUGGUGUUGGGGCGCUUCUUCGAGGACAUGUGCGCGCAGAUGUACUACCGCGGCAAGAUGUUCGGCUUUGUCCACCUCUACAACGGCCAGGAGGCCGUCUCCACUGGAUUCAUCAAGCUUCUUGAAGCCCGGGAUUGCGUGGUCAGCACUUAUCGAGACCACGUGCAUGCCUUGAGCAAGGGCGUCGCUGCCCGUGCUGUCAUGGCCGAGCUUUUCGGCAAGACUACCGGCUGCUGCCGUGGCCAGGGCGGAUCGAUGCAUAUGUUCUCUUCGACCCACAACCUCCUCGGCGGCUUCGCCUUCAUUGGGGAAGGCAUUCCGGUGGCAACUGGUGCCGCAUUUUCUUCCAAGUACCGCCAUGAGGUGCUUAAGGAGUCUAACCCUAAUGGCCUUGAUGUUACCGUCGCCUUCUUUGGGGACGGGACAUGCAACAACGGCCAAUUCUUUGAGUGCCUUAACAUGGCGCAACUGUGGAAAUUGCCAAUUGUGUUUGUUGUGGAGAAUAACCUGUGGGCGAUCGGCAUGUCACACGUCAGGGCAACCUCGGAUCCGGAGAUCUGGAAGAAAGGCCCUGCAUUUGGCAUGCCUGGCUACCAUGUCGAUGGAAUGGACGUACUAAAGGUCCGGGAGGUAGCCAUCGAAGCGAUUGCAAGGGCAAGAAGGGGCGACGGACCCACACUCGUUGAGUGCGAGACCUACCGUUUUAGAGGUCACUCACUUGCCGAUCCCGAUGAGCUCCGGAAACCUGAUGAAAAAGCGCAUUAUGCUGCUAGAGAUCCUAUUGCGGCCUUGAAGAGCUACAUUCUGGAGAAGAACCUCGCAACUGAAUCGGAGUUGAAGGUCAUCGAGGAAAAGAUCGAUAACCUUAUCGAAGAUGCCGUGGAGUUUGCAGAUUCAAGUCCACAUCCUCCUCGAAGCCAGCUCUUGGAGAACGUCUUUGUCGAUCCCAAAGGAUUUGGGAUCGGGCCCGACGGCAAGUAUAGGUGCGAGGACCCUAAGUUCACGGAAGGCACAGCUCAAGUCUAAAUUUAUGUGCCAACGUGCCAACAGAAUCUUAGAUCAGUUAACCAGAGAUUUUGACAAAUAUCUUAUGUUGCACGCGUUCUCUUGGCUAUUUGCAGUCAUUAUUACCUUAUGUGAUUUAUUGUGUUUGGGAAAGCAUAAUGCACGAGUUUAUGAGAGUCCUUUCGAUUCUGCAUCAACGGGCAACGAUUGCUUGCUGCUUCGAUGCUGAAUAAGUUAAAGUGUUUAUUAGUGCUACUGUGAUUAUCAUAAGGGCAAAAAUUAAAAGAGCAUCUUAGAUGUAUCAA
Molecule: messenger RNA, 1675 nt
Organism: Zingiber officinale
Lineage: Eukaryota; Viridiplantae; Streptophyta; Magnoliopsida; Zingiberales; Zingiberaceae
Product: pyruvate dehydrogenase E1 component subunit alpha-3, chloroplastic-like
Exons: 3
Coding region: 102-1391 (429 amino acids)
Biological process (GO): pyruvate decarboxylation to acetyl-CoA
Cellular component (GO): intracellular membrane-bounded organelle
Molecular function (GO): pyruvate dehydrogenase (acetyl-transferring) activity
Source: RefSeq, a predicted model, not a curated record